UUCUCUACCACUAUAAAUCCACUCCCAAGAACGAAGAAUCAUUCACAUUAAACUCAUCUGGAUCAAUUACAACGUUAGUCAUGGUUCUUGAUUUUCCAACUUUCUUAGCCACUUUUUGCUUUCUCUUUGCCUUGCUCUACCUUUCAUGGAGAUCCAAGAUUUUUCAUUCAUUCACCAAGAAAAAGACUCUGCCGCCGGAAGUUGACGGUGCGCGGCCGAUUCUCGGCCACCUCCGCCUACUCGGCAGCGGGGGUAUUCCUCUCGGCCGGAAACUGGCGGCGAUGGCGGAUAAAUACGGCUCCGUUUUCACCCUCCGCCUUGGGAUGUACCGGAUCCUGGUGGUUAGCAGCUGGGAAGCCGUGAAGGACUGCUUCACCACCAACGACAAAGUCAUGGCGGCCCGCCCGGAUUUCGCGGUCGCGAAAUACCUCGGCUACAACUACGCCGUGUUCAGCCUCGACACCGACAGCCCGUACUGGCGGAAAAUGCGGAAGUUCGCCGUGACGGAGUUGCUGUCGUCGCAGAAGCUCGAGAAGCUCAGACACCUCCGCGUGUCGGAGGUGGAGACGAGCCUGAAAGAGCUCUACAUGCUGAUCACAAGCUCUUCCUCGGCGAAAACCGUAGACAUGAGCGAGUGGUUCGGGCAGUUGACGUUGAAUUUGAUCGUGAAGAUUGUCGCCGGGAAGCGGUUCAAGUUUAAGGUGAAGGAAGACGACGAUUGCGAUGAGUACAAAGAGGCGCAGCAUAUCAUCGAGGUGUUUAAGGAAUUCAUGUACCUUAACGGGCAGUUCGUGUUCGGAGAUGCUUUUCCGUUCUGGAUCGUCAGGUGGGUGGAGUUUCAGCGCCGGGUGGUUAAGGAUAUGGGGAGGAUUAUGAAAGAACUGGACACCAUUCUUCAGCGGUGGUUGGACGAGCACGUCGACGCGCGGCGGAAGCGGUCGUCGGCGGCGAACGAGUCCGGGAAGAAUGAUCAUCAAGAUUUCAUCGACGUCAUGCUUUCUAUGAUCGACGACGACUUUGCUCGGGGACUUGCUUAUCCUCCUGAAAUAAUCAUCAAGGCAACAGGAUUGAGUAUGAUCAUUGAUGGGUCGGAUACUACGGCGGUGCAUUUGACAUGGCUAUUGUCGUUGAUAGUGAAUCACCCCGAUGCAAUGAAGCGUAUCCGGGAGGAUAUAGACUCAAAAGUCGGCAAAGAAAGGUGGGUUGAAGACGGGGACAUUAAGGACAUGGAAUACCUUCAAGCGGCGGUGAAAGAGACGCUGCGGUUGUAUCCGCCGUUGCCGACGUACGCGCCGCACGCGGCGACGGAGGACUGCAAGGUCGGCGGUUACGACAUUCCGAAAGGGACGCAUCUGUACGUGAACGCCUGGAAAGUGCAUCGGGACCCGCGGAUUUGGCCGGAACCCGAGAGGUUCAUGCCGGAGAGGUUCCUGACGGCGGCGCAGGCGGAUGCGCCGUGGAGGAACUUCGAGUACAUCCCGUUCGGCGGCGGGAGGAGGUCUUGCAUCGGGAACACGUACGCGAUGCAGGUGUCGCACCUCACGGUGGCGCGGUUGAUUCAGGGAUUCGAUUUCGAGACGCCGUCGGAAAAGCCGCUGGAUAUGAGCGAGGGUUUGGGGAUUACUCUGCCGCGCGCGACGGCGUUGGAUGUCGUCAUCACGCCUCGCCUGCCGCCCAGCUUCUAUGGACUCUAGUCUUCAGGUGUAAACUCUUGGCCAUAUCAAUGGCGUGCAGUGCGAUCUUCUUUAAUUUGUGUAAUGUUAUUUCUUGUUUCGCCCAAUAAAAUAAUACUCCUUAUCUCCCGAAAUAUUUAAUUUGUCUCAAAAAGUUAACUCCAUUUUUAUUUA
This is a messenger RNA of Ipomoea nil (Japanese morning glory), 1847 nucleotides long. RefSeq names its product cytochrome P450 82C4-like. Bases 81 to 1694 code for a protein of 537 amino acids. NCBI's taxonomy places the organism in Eukaryota, Viridiplantae, Streptophyta, Magnoliopsida, Solanales, Convolvulaceae. Gene Ontology annotation, molecular function: heme binding; iron ion binding; oxidoreductase activity, acting on paired donors, with incorporation or reduction of molecular oxygen. Gene Ontology annotation, biological process: defense response to other organism. The record is from RefSeq and is a predicted model, not a curated record. The transcript has 2 exons.